Messenger RNA from Phyllotreta striolata, 2061 nucleotides. Lineage: Eukaryota; Metazoa; Arthropoda; Insecta; Coleoptera; Chrysomelidae. The record is from the annotation of a GenBank genome assembly.
AUGGAAGACGAUCAUGCAUCGUCUGUGUCCAAAGGUGUAUUUGUAUUCAAAAAUAAUUUUAAACCGCCUUCGAGAAAGUCCAGCAAAUCCAGAAGUAAACGAAAGCCGGUAGAAAAUACCCUAUUUUCAUCCAAUGCCUGGUACUCGUAUUAUUCUACGUUAUGGGAGGAUAUCCAAACUAAAAUUCAAGAACUUAAUGAUACGAUCUUUUCAUCGGUACUGAUCAACUUGCUGGACUUCAUUAAAUCAAGUACCUGUCAAUGUGAAAACGAAGAAAUCCCAACAGCUGCUUUCUUCACCGGUAUAAAUAUGCCGGACCACAUGACACAAUUCGAAAAUCUCUCCAGUCAACUCAAGAAAACCACGACUCCUCAUGUGGCCUAUUUACAAAGCGAAGACGGCCAAAGUAUUAAAAAUUUAAUAGAAAAUUUGAUCAAACAAUUUGUCAUUGAAGACAUCGAAUGUGAAGAUGAUCUAGAAGAUGAAUCGCAACACAAGCAAAUAAAAAAGAACCUGCUGACCCUUCCCUAUCUCCAAUGUUGGUACGAGAACAAGUAUAAAAAAGCAGAAAAGAAAAAACCUCUCGUAAUAAUAAUACCUGACUUCGAGGGCUUCAACAUAGAGAUACUAAAGAAAUUCAUAAUAAUAAUAAGCUGCUACAUUAAAUAUCUGCCAUUUGUACUAGUGUUCGGCAUCGCUACAAACAUCAACACUUUGCACAAAUCUUUGUCGUACAAAGUAUUUUCGAAAAUUAGAGUGAAAGUUUUCCAUUCUCAAAGCUCAGUCGAAUACCUGAACAUCAUAUUGGAAGAGGUUUUUUUCAAAUGUCCGUUUCAACUAGGCGGUAACGUUUUCAAUUUGUUCUCAGAUUUGUUUCUGUUCUACGAUUUGUCGGUGAACAACUUCAUACAGAACAUAAAAUUCGCUGUGGCAGAUCAUUUUGCUCGGGGAAAUAUAAUGACUUUGUGCAGCCUCGAGCCGGAUGUUGUGAAAAGCGCCAUUAAGGAACUGUCCCAUGAUGAUUUGAAAAUGUUGUGGCAGUUGCCAUCGUUCAAAAAGUUCCUGGAAAAUGAAGGACAAGACAAGCAAAUAAAAAUGGUGCUAGAUGAUGAGUAUUUAGGUAAAAUAGUACGCAAAGAAAUUCGUAGAACGCAGGUUUACAUCAAAACUUUUCAUGUAUUUUUAAAGUGCUUGUUGGUACUCGUUGAGGAUUUGCCCAAAGCUCCUUUAGGUAAACAGAUGAGAGUAUUAUACGCUAUUGCGACCUCUGAAAAUGUCACAAAGACAACUGAUUACAAAGAAUGUAUGAAGCUUCUUAACUUUCAAUCGAAAGACGAACUUACUAGAAAGUUAUCAAAGAUAAUUGAUGUACUAGAACCUAUUGAUUUCAUCGAUGAUGAUUUGCUAUCAUCCCUUAAACAAUACAUUGAUUAUCUCAACAACAUCGAUGAAUACAAAAUGCCAGAAGAGCAAAGCAAACCAGGAGAUAAAUCUGUGCAAUUAAAGUCUUCCAACAGGUGGCAAUUUAAAGAAAUGCUUCACGAAUUGGCUAAAACUCCGACUAAAGCUUUGAAUAAAUACGAACACCUGCGAGAGGAAAUUGUUAAGACGCUUUCGGGAGCUUUUGAACACUAUUUAAUGGAACCUGAAUCAAACUUUUUGCAUGAAAUAUUUUUCUACAACAACAUAUCCAUCAAAAAUUACAUAGUCGGUUCUCACAGAUCUGCCAUACAUCACGCUCUAAACGAUCCCCACUUUUACUUAACGUGCGAUUGCUGUAAACUGUCAAAUAUCGGGUCCAUCAAACCUACCAUGCCAGAUGUUUGCGUUGCUUAUAAACUUCACUUGGAAUAUGGCAAAAUGAUUAAUUUGUACGAUUGGCUUCAAUCGUUUGUUAGUAUUGUAGAUGCGGAAGUUUAUAUGGGAGAUGAGCAAAUGGUCGUUAGACCCGAAAUGCAAGCUCGUUUUACUCAGGCUGUGUCUGAAUUAGAAUUUUUGGGAUUCAUCAAGAGUUCCAAGCGAAAGACUGAUCACGUCCAAAGGCUGACUUGGGGAGGUUAA